Juglans microcarpa x Juglans regia is the source of this 4983-nucleotide messenger RNA. RefSeq names its product TMV resistance protein N-like. The coding region runs from base 213 to 4874 and encodes 1553 amino acids. The transcript is spliced from 7 exons. The record is from RefSeq and is a predicted model, not a curated record. Gene Ontology annotation, biological process: defense response; signal transduction. Gene Ontology annotation, molecular function: ATP hydrolysis activity; protein binding; ADP binding. Lineage: Eukaryota; Viridiplantae; Streptophyta; Magnoliopsida; Fagales; Juglandaceae.
CUGUCUUUUUCUACUAUUAUAUAUGAUCUAAUUAAAAGCAUGUGAACAGUAAUUGGGUUGAAAUUAGAGCAGAUUUUCAUUGUUUCGUUUGUUAAUUCACACUGGCCUGGAGAUCAUGAUGAUCAUCAUGAGGACUAUUAUAUAUGUGUGUGUGUGUGUGAUCAGUGUUAGCAUGAAUUCUGGGGAAGAUGCUUAAUUAGCUAAGCCAAGUCAUGUCCGAUAUGGCUGCCCCCAGCAAUAUACGAACAUUAAUCCCAUCAUCUUCUUCCUCUUGUUCCAAACACCAAUGGAAAUAUGAAGUUUUCCUCAGUUUCAGAGGUGAAACCCGUGAGACAUUUACCAGCCAUCUAUACAAUGAGUUGCGUGAGAAAUUGUUCCACACCUUUAUGGAUGAUGAAAGACUGGAGAUCGGAAGACCCAUUAAGAAGGAACUCUUGGAUGCAAUAGAGAUGUCAAGAAUGGCGAUCAUCAUUAUUUCAAAAGAGUAUGCAUCAUCCACGUGGUGCUUGGAAGAACUUGCAAAGAUUGUUGAAUGCAUGAAAGAGAGAGAGUUGAAAGUUUUGCCCAUUUUCUAUCAUGUAAAUCCUAGUGAUGCACGGAAACAGGAGGAGGGCACCUUUAGAGAUGCCUUUGCUAAACACGAGAAAAAUCUUGAGAACAAAGAAAGGGUGCAAACUUGGAGAAAUGCUUUGAAAGAAGUGGCCAAUCUCAAGGGACACCAUUUACAGAAUGGCGAUGAGUCGAAGUUUAUCAAAAGCAUUGUUAAAAAGAUAUCUAUAGAAUUGAGCAACACCCACCUAGGUGGUGAUGAGAACAACCAGCUUGUUGGGAUAGACUCUCGUGUUAAGGAAAUAUAUUCGCAUUAUUUAGAUAUUGGAUCGAAUGAUGUUCGCUUCAUAGGGAUAUGCGGGAUGAGUGGAAUGGGCAAGACAACUCUUGCACGAGUUGUUUUUCAAAAGUUCAAUCAUCUAUUCCGAGCUACAAGCUUUCUCGAAAAUGUUAGUUCGGUUUCUAAAAGAGAUGGCCUAGUUGCUUUACAAGAAAAUCUCCUUUCUGAUAUGAAGUUGAAGGAUGACCAAGAAAAAUGGGAUGUGUUGAAGGGAAUUGAUGUGAUAAGGAAUAGAUUACGUUACACAAAAGUUCUUAUUGUUCUUGAUGAUGUGGAUGAAAGAGAACAAUUAGAAAAAUUAGCUGGGAACUGCAAUUGGUUUGGACCAGGGAGUAGAAUCAUUGUGACCACUAAAGAUAGACAUUUGUUAAUCAGACAUAGAGUGGAAAGAAUAUACCCGACUAAAGGACUACUAAAAAAUGAGGCUUUUCAGCUUUUUAGUCAAAAAGCCUUUCGUAACCCUGAUCAAUGUCAAGAUCAAGAGUUUUUGGCUCUAUGCAAUGACUAUGUGAGUUAUGCCGAUGGUCAUCCUUUAACUCUUGAAGUUUUGGGUUCCUCGCUGUUGGAAAAAGGAAAAGAUAUAUGGAAAAGUUCGCUGGAUAGAUUACAAGUACUUCCUCGUAAAGAUAUUGUAGAGAAACUCAAAAUAGGUUUUGACGUAUUGGAGGAGACAGAGAAAAAAAUGUUCUUAGAUAUUGCCUGUUUCUUCAACGGGGAAGACAAAGAUCGAGUAGUAGAUUUAUUGGAAGGUACUUUUGAUUGCUUUCCAGACGUUGAUAUAGACACUCUUGUGGACAAAUCUCUUAUCACUAUUUUGGGGAGAAAGUUGUGGAUGCAUAGUUUACUACAAAGACUAGGUUGGGAAAUUGUUCGAUGUGAAUACCCUAAACAACCUGGAGAACGCAGCAGAUUAUGGCGUCGCGAUGAGAUCCUUGAAGUUCUACGGGAAAGUUCUGGAACAUAUAAAGUCCAGGGCAUAAUGUCAAGUUCCUCCUCUCCACACCAAAAAGAAGUCUUGAAUUCUGAAGCCUUUUCAAAUAUGAAAAAACUUAGAUUAAUUAAAAUAUGUGAUGUGAAUCUUCCAUGGGGCCUCAAUUCUCUCUCUAACGGGUUACGACUAAUCGAUUGGCACGAAUGUCCUUUGGAGUCCAUGCCAAAGAGUUUCCAACCAAGCAAUCUUGUUGAGCUCAUUAUGCAUCGUAGCAGCUUUUCACAAUUACCAAUGGCUUUUCUAAAUUUAAACAAGUUGAAAGUCAUGGACUUCAGUGGCUCUGAAAACUUGUUGAUGACUCCUGACUUCUCUGGAUGCCCAAGUCUCCAAAGGUUAAUUUUUGAAGGUUGCACAAGUUUGAACAAAGUUCACCCUACUAUUGCAGCUCUGAAUCAACUUAUUCUAUUAAAUCUCAAAGAUUGUAAAUGUCUAAGUAGCCUUCCACAUGAGAUCAACUUGGAAUCAUUGAAUCUUUUGAUCUUAUCGGGUUGUUCAACAUGCGAAAAGUUUCCAGAGAUUGGGCAAAAUAUGGAGCAUUUGUCAGAGCUUUAUUUGGAUGGGACUGCCAUUGAGGAACUCCCAUUAUCAAUUCAACAUCUAACAGGCUUGACAUUACUAAAUCUUGCAGGGUGCAAAAAGCUUUUGAUUUUUCCAAUUGCCAUUUGUUGUUUACCUGCUCUUAAAACUCUCAUUCUCUCUGGAUGUAAAGGUCAACCUCCUUCUCCUGUUUUACUUUCAAUUGCUGCACCCUUGUUAUCGUUGCCUAGCUUGUUUUCAGGGUUGACCCCUUUAGUAGCUCUUGAUCUAAGUGACUGCAAUCUUUUGGAUGGAGCACUCCCCGACGAUCUUAGUGGCUUAUCCUCAUUGGAGUCUCUGAAUUUGAGUGGAAACAAUUUUACGCACGUGCCAGAUAGCAUUUCCCAACUGCCAAAGCUUAAAUUUCUUUAUUUGGAUAAUUGUAGCAGGCUUCAGUUAUUGCCAAAUCUUCCCUCAAGUGCACAAUUUGUAAUGGCUCGAGAAUGCACUUCACUCCAAAAUUAUUCCAAUCAAGUUGUAGUUUCAAGUUCAAGUGGAGGAGAAUUCACUGUUAUUAACUGCCUUAGCUUGGCUGCUCGUGAAGAAGACAUUCUAAUCAGUGAGGUUUCUUUGCUAGAUAUACACUUUCAGCCACUAUGGAUGGAGGAGCAAAUUCAUCAAAGUGAAGAAUAUCAUGGCAUUCCUCACAGUAGCAUUCCAAAGUGGUUUAACAAUAAACAUGGGUCAUCCAUAUCGAUCCCGUUACCAUACAAUCUCUCUAAAGAUAGUAGUUGGAGAGGAAUUGUGUUGCAUACAGUCCUAAGUACUAGAGUUCAUGGAGUCAAAACUUUGGCUGAUGCCUCGAAUAAUGUUCACGAGUUGAUGAAAUGCAGCUUGGACAUGGAUGGAGAUCUUGGAACUUGUUCCAUAGUCCUCCCUAAAUACCAAUGCAGCCACCAUGGUUCAUUUGAACUCUGCCUAUAUAUAUCGCAUGCGAGGCUUGGGAACUGCCUUGACCUACGCAACUGCAUCACUGCUUGGUUUACAUCGAACAGACCCAGUAUUGUGAUAAGAGGUUGUGGUGCUCGUAUCCUCUAUGAACAAGAUAUGAUGGAGUUCGUACAAAUUUUAAGCCAGAAAAAUUUGGGAUGGAUUCCACCAAUAAUUGUACAAUUCGCAGGCAGAUUUGGCCCUCAUUAUCAAUUCUACGCAACUGGCCCACUGGACUUUAAUCCCUCCACUAGGUAUAGUUUUUGUUUCCCUCUGAGUAAAGUUCAAGACUGGUUUACUCAUCAAAGUUGUGGGCACUCGGUGGCAGUUGACAUACCCCAAACAUUGUAUAGUGAUGAUAAUUGGGUGGGACUUGUUCUAUAUGCUUCUUUUUCAAUCUGCAGGGAUCCAGAAACCCUCCCCGACAAUUGUCAUUUUCGGAUGGGUACAUUAGAUGGCCGGGAUGAUGAAUUCCUUUCUGUCAACACCAGUAGACAUGAAAUCAAGCGGUUUAUUACUCGAGGUGGCUUCUGUUGGAUAGCCUACAUACCAGGUAAUCAAUUGAUGUGUAUGUUAAAUAUCAGGGGAGGUGGAAAAAGCUAUUUGCCAAUGUCGACCCAGUACAGCCACAUUGCAGCUUCAUUUGCGAGUGAAAGUCCAAUCAUUACAAUCAAGAAAUGUGGACUUCGUCUUUUGUACAAUCAUGAUCAAGUGCAAUUUGAGGAAGAACUAAAACACUGCAAUGACUUGUUUUUUGAGUACAGAGAUUCCACAAGUCCUUUUAUGGCCGAUUUGGAGAAAACAAAUGAAACAACAGUAACUGAUGCCUCUCCCUUGGAAAUUGAAAUAUCGAUAAGGCCGAUUCUUCAUCAUGUGAAAACUAACGGAACUAGGGGUGAAAGUAACCUUAAGGCGGAUUGUGUAAAUGAUUGGUGUUAUGCUCCAAGUAAAAUUCUGGAGUGGUUCACCCAUCGGAGUGCCGACUCCCUUGUGACAAUCCCUUUACCUCCAAAAGAUCGUACUUCUUGGAUUAGACUUGCUUUUUGUGCUUCUCUUUCAGUGCCAGCGCGUUCGAGUAACGUUGUUGACGAUCUGGAUUCCCGACUUCCUUCCAACCUCAUUUGUCAUCUGGAAACCGAUACUGACAGUGUGGAAUGUUUCCAUACCUACUGCCUCACCGAAGAUGAUCUCAAGAUGUUGUUAAAGCUAGGUGGAUUCAUCUGGUUGUCUUAUAUACCACGUGGGUUGUUUCCCGAUUUUCUGGAUGAAUGCAUUUGGAUUGAUGCUUCUAUCUCAACCGAUUGCCCAGGCAGCUUGAUGGUGCAGAAGUGUGGGUUUCGUCUUUUGUACAAUGAAGACGAGUUACAUGAUCAGUUUGAGGAAACACGAAAACAUUGUUGGGCUGCAUACCAUAACGGGGAUGUUCUCCAGAAAUUAUAUGAUGACCCAAAUAACUCUGAGGAAGACGCUGAUCCGUUGCAGCCUUAAAGACUGUUGGAAGUUAAUUUUUAAUUCUUGUAUGAAGAUUUUUGGAUAAAAGAACUUCUAGUAUUCUAAGACAUGACUUUUGAUACUUAAGGUUGAUUUAAAUCUAGAA